AGGCGGUGCUGGCGGACGUGAGUUACCUGAUGGCCAUGGAGAAGAGCCGCGCCGCGCCCGCCGCCCGCGCCAGCAAGAGGAUCGUCCUGCCCGAGCCCAGCAUCCGCAGCGUCAUGCAAAAGUACCUGGAGGACCGAGGAGAGGUGACAUUUGACAAGAUCUUCACGCAGAAGAUUGGCUACCUGCUUUUCCGGGAUUUUGCCUUCAACCAGGCCGAGGAGGCCAAGCCCCUGAUGGAAUUUUACGAGGAGAUCAAAAAGUACGAGAAGCUGGACUCGGAGGAGGAGCGAGCUGCCCGCAGCCGCCACAUCUUCGACCAUUACAUCAUGAAGGAGCUGCUGGCCUGCUCCCACCCCUUCUCCAAGAGCGCCACAGAGCACGUCCAGAGCCGCCUGAGCAAGAAGCAGGUGCCCCCAGAUCUCUUCCAGCCCUACAUUGAGGAGAUCUGCCAGAACCUGCGUGGGGGCAUCUUCCAGAAAUUCAUUGAGAGUGACAAGUUCACGCGGUUCUGCCAGUGGAAGAACGUGGAGCUGAACAUCCAUCUCACCAUGAACGACUUCAGCGUUCACCGAAUCAUCGGCCGCGGCGGCUUCGGGGAGGUCUACGGCUGCCGGAAAGCGGACACGGGCAAAAUGUACGCCAUGAAGUGCUUGGACAAGAAACGCAUCAAGAUGAAGCAGGGCGAGACGCUGGCCCUCAACGAGCGCAUCAUGUUGUCCCUCGUCAGCACUGGGGACUGCCCGUUCAUCGUGUGCAUGUCCUACGCCUUCCACACGCCCGACAAGCUCAGCUUCAUCCUCGACCUCAUGAACGGGGGGGACCUGCACUAUCACCUGUCCCAGCACGGCGUCUUCUCGGAGGCGGAGAUGAGGUUCUACGCGGCCGAGAUCAUCCUGGGCCUGGAGCACAUGCACAGCCGCUUUGUGGUGUACCGUGACCUCAAGCCGGCAAACAUCCUCCUGGAUGAGUUCGGCCACGUCCGCAUCUCCGACCUGGGCCUGGCCUGCGACUUCUCCAAGAAGAAGCCCCACGCCAGCGUGGGCACCCACGGGUACAUGGCGCCGGAGGUGCUGCAGAAGGGGGUGGCCUACGACAGCAGCGCCGACUGGUUCUCACUGGGCUGCAUGCUCUUCAAGCUGCUCCGGGGGCACAGCCCGUUCCGGCAGCACAAGACGAAGGACAAGCAUGAGAUUGACCGGAUGACCCUCACCAUGGCCGUGGAGCUGCCGGACUCCUUCUCCCCAGAGCUGCGCUCCCUGCUCGAGGGGCUGCUGCAGCGGGAUGUCAACCGGCGCCUGGGCUGCAUGGGGCGAGGGGCGCAGGAGGUGAAGGAAGAGCCCUUCUUCAAGGGCCUGGACUGGCAGAUGGUGUUCCUGCAGAAGUACCCGCCGCCCCUCGUCCCGCCCCGCGGCGAGGUGAAUGCGGCCGACGCCUUCGACAUCGGCUCCUUUGACGAGGAGGACACCAAGGGCAUCAAGCUGCUGGAGAGCGACCAGGAGCUGUACCGCAACUUCCCGCUCACCAUCUCGGAGCGCUGGCAGCAGGAGGUCACCGAGACCGUCUUCGACGCCGUCAACGCCGACACCGACAAGCUGGAGGCUCGCAAGAAGGCCAAGAACAAGCAGCUGGGCCACGAGGAGGAGUACGCCAUGGGCAAGGACUGCAUCAUGCACGGCUACAUGGCCAAGCUGGGCAACCCCUUCCUGACGCAGUGGCAGCGCCGCUACUUCUACCUCUUCCCCAACCGCCUGGAGUGGCGCGGGGAGGGCGAGUCGCCGCAGUCCCUGCUCACCAUGGAGGAGAUCGACUCGGUGGAGGAGACGCAGGUGAAGGAGCGCAAGUGCAUCCUGCUCCGCAUCCGCGGGGGCAAGCAGUUCGUGCUGCAGUGCGAUAGCGACCCCGAGCUGGUGCAGUGGCGGAAGGAGCUGCGGGACGCGCAGCGCCAGGCGCAGCAGCUGCUGCAGCGGGUGCCCCGCAUGCAGAACAAGCCCCGCUCGCCCGUGGUGGAGCUCAGCAAAGUGCCGUUCAUCCAGCGCUCCCCCAACGGGCCCCCCCCCGGGGACCCUCUGUAA
This is a messenger RNA of Ficedula albicollis (Collared flycatcher), 2072 nucleotides long. It is a transcript of the gene GRK2, whose product is annotated as adrenergic, beta, receptor kinase 1. Gene Ontology annotation, molecular function: G protein-coupled receptor binding; G protein-coupled receptor kinase activity; ATP binding. Lineage: Eukaryota; Metazoa; Chordata; Aves; Passeriformes; Muscicapidae. The transcript is spliced from 22 exons. The coding region runs from base 30 to 2072 and encodes 680 amino acids. The record is from RefSeq and is a predicted model, not a curated record. Gene Ontology annotation, biological process: regulation of signal transduction; regulation of the force of heart contraction; protein phosphorylation.